Lodderomyces beijingensis is the source of this 1761-nucleotide messenger RNA. The record is from the annotation of a GenBank genome assembly. NCBI's taxonomy places the organism in Eukaryota, Fungi, Ascomycota, Pichiomycetes, Serinales, Debaryomycetaceae.
AUGUCUUUAACAAGCAAGGAACUAAACUACCUAAUAUGGCGGUAUUUCCAGGAAACAGGAUACGAUUUGUCUGCUUACACAUUUGAUCGCCAGUCGCAGUGUCUGAGUUAUGAAAACGACGAUAAUUUCAAAAUCAUUGAGAAGAUACAGCCGGGGUGUCUAGUAGAGCUUGUUCAGAAGGGGAUCUUGUAUACCAUAGCGGAAGCCGAGGCGAAAGAAGACAGCGAUUACACGUUUUUGGGCUCGCUAGUUCAAAAUGAGUUGAAGAGCAUCGAAAACAACAUUGGUGGCCACUCGAGCUCGCAGAUAGUGGAUCAAGCAAGGUUCAAGCUCAAGAAUGAAACCAGCGUCAACGGCCUUGAAAACGAUGUGGAUAUGCACGAUGCCAACGGGAAAGAGCCGAUACAUCGAAGCCAUGCAAACAACGGUGACAAGCAGGACUCUCGCGAUUUCGAAACUCGCCAAAUGUCGCCCCAGAUCAGUUUCCUCCCCAGUGUAAAUGCCUCCUGGAACCCUGACGGUCAGGCGUUUGCGUAUAGUAGAUGUGAUGGCAAGGCCACACUAAGCACAAUACGGCAGGGCGCGGUCGUGGAGUCGAUACAAUUGAGUCACCCCGAUAUUUUGAACGUGAAAAACGAAAUCAACGUGGUAUCAUGGGCGCCUCUGGGCGACCUCAUUGUCACUGCGGGUGCAUUCAGCGAGCUACGGGCCUGGUCGCCACAGGGCCGGCUCAAGAACAUUGCUAAUGCGUUUGUUGAAGACCUACGGCAGGAGGCCAAGAAAACCAUUGUUAUUAAUCUUUAUUGGAGCCCGCUGGGCCGAUUUGUCAUGACUGUGGAUAGCGAAAAUGUGAUGAGCAUAUUUGACGGACUGACAUUAUCGCUUAUCGGCCAGCUCAAGAAUGAAACAGACGCAAACAACUCGCCGCUCCUGGCGGUGGCGUGGCUUACCGACGAUAAAUUUGCAAUCUCGUCGACUAACAACACCAUCAAAAUCAACGACAUUAAACCGCCGCCAUUUGGAGCUGGUUUGUACGAAGUGCACACUCUUGGUACGCUAUUGGGACACGACAAUCCAAUUCUGCUCCUAAGUUUGAACAGCCACAAUGAAGCCAAGCUACUUGCCUCCUGUUCCGAUUUUGAUUACGAAAUCAAAGUGUGGAGCUCAGCAUCGAGUCAAACGAGUUUAAAUCUAAACGUUCGGUUGGAGAAGCAGCCUUUCUGCAAACUACAUAACGCUCCGAUUAUUGAUUUAGAGUGGAUACCAGCUAAGAGCAGGAACAUUUUGCUAUCGGUUUCAAUGGAUGCCGUUUUAAAUAUAUGGGAUGCAGACACCGGUGAUGUCAUCAAGAGUACCGAGCUAUUCAGAAGCAAAAACAACUUCAGCGAGCACGAACGUUCACUUGUAAAUAAAGAUGCGCUAGUUCUCAUCUCGGCACUUGCACCGAGUGGCGAGCUUUUAGCCAUCGGGGAUGAUUUGGGAAAGAUUACGAUAUGGGAUGUCACGCAACAGAAGUCGCCUAGAGAGAAGGCGGAGGAAGAUAAGGAGAAGGAAAGGAAGGGGAGAUAUGAAAAGAAGAAGGAGAAAAACCUUGUCAAAUGUGUUGGCAUUUAUGCACCUCCGAUCCCUGAAAGCACGCAAGAUGACUCAACAAGGGGAUUGUGCGAUCUAAAAUGGGAUACACAGUCUAGAAAAUUGAUUGCCUCAUACGUCGGAUUAGAUAGUGUUUUAAUUGACGCUCUUGCAACCAUUGGGGAAUAG